CACCGGACAGACCCGGGUUCCGGGCACCACGGGCCAUGGCGGGCGAGGACCACCAGUGGCAGGACAGCAUCCUCUACAACAUGCUCAUGAGCGCGAAGCAAGCGCACGCGGCUGCGGAGGCGCCCGAGGCGCGGCUGGGGGGCGCGUGCUGGGGCUGCUCGUGUGGCGCGGAGCCCCUGGUGGGCAGAGCGGAGCUGCCGCGGGGGCGGACAGGGGCGCUCAUGUACCGCUGCUGCUUUUGCGGGGAAGACCACCCGCGGCAAGGCAGCAUCCUCUACUGCAUGCUCACAAGCGCAAAGGAGGCGCAAGCGGCUGCGGAGGCGCCCAAGGAGCGGCCGGGGGGCGCGUGCUGGGGCUGCUCUUGCGGCUCGGAGCCCCCGGUGGGCAGAGAGGAGCUGCCGGAGAGGCGGGCCAUGGCGCUCCUGUACCGCUGCUGCUUUUGCGGUGAAGACCACCCGCGGCAGGGCAGCAUCCUCUACAGCUUGCUCACGAGUGCAAAGCAGACGCACGUGGCGCCGGAAGCGCCCGAAGCGCGGCUUAGGGGCGCGUGGUGGGACCGCUCCUACGGCGCCCAGGGCCUGGGGGGCAGAAAUGCGCUGCCCGGUGGGAGGGCAGGGGCGCUCCUGUACCGCUGCAGCUUUUGCGGGGACGACCACCCGCAGCAGGACGGCAUCCUCCACCACUUGCCCAUGAGCGCAAAGCUGGCGCACGCCGCUCCCGAGACGCAGCUCGCGGCCCCUUUCUGGGACCCCCUGUGUGGCGCACAGCGGCGGGUGGCCCUCAAGAGUCCACAGGUGGUCUGCGAGGCUGCCUCGGCCGGCCUGUUGAAGACGAUGCGCUUUGUCAAGUACUUACCCUGCUUCCAGGUGCUCCCUCUGGACCAGCAACUGGUGCUGGUGCGCAACUGCUGGGCGCCGCUGCUCAUGCUCGAGCUGGCUCAGGACCGCUUGAACUUCGAGACGGUGGAGAUCACGGAGCCCAGCCUGCUGCAGAGGAUCCUCACCACCAGGCGGCGGGAGACCGCGGGCGACGAACCGCCGCCUCUGUCCCCGCUGCCGCCACACUUGGUACGGCCGCUGGAGGCCGGGCAUUUGCCGUCUGCCGCUGAAGUCCAAGUCAUCAAAUGCUUCCUUGCCAAGUGCUGGAGCCUGGACAUCAGUACCAAGGAGUACGCGUACCUCAAGGGGACCGUGCUCUUUAACCCAGGCCUGCCAGGCCUGCAGUGCGUCACGUACAUCCAGGGACUUCAGUGGGGAACUCAGCAGAUACUCAGCGACCACAUCAGGAUGACGCACAGGGGGCACCACAUCAGAUUCGCCCAACUGAAUAGCGCCCUCUUCCUACUGAGAUACGUCAAUGCCAAUGUCCUUGCGGAACUGUUUUUCAGGCCCGUCAUCGGUUCAGUCAGCAUGGAUGAUAUGAUGCUGGAAAUGCUCUGUGGCAAGUUAUGAAGGUGUGGGGGCCACACAGGUGCAGUUGACAAUGAGAGAAAGAUAAGGAACCGGAGGCAGAACAGUGUAAAAAAAAAUAAUGUAAAAUAGACUUAUUUUUCUAUGCAUAUUUUUGUAUUCGAUUCAAGAAAAACUUGAGUUCUAGACCCUUAGAAAAUCCUCUGAUCCAUACUGUUUCAUCAUGAAGAAAAACGUUUACCAGCAGGUAACACAUCUCUGUCCAUCUUUGAGAAGAGAGCAGGAUGUUACUGUCAUAACCUCUUGUCACACUUUUAGUGACUCUCUCCAGUGAACCUACUAAAAUCAAAUCUGUAAUAGUAAGUUAUAAUAAAUGUUAAGGUGUUAACCAUUAACUUGAUUGCAAAAAAAACCAAAAACAACCCAGAGCUUAAGCAAGGCUUCAAAAAAUAUCAAAAACCUAGCCCACAAAAACAAAAAUAAAGUUACCUUUGGAGGUGACACCAUAACAUUUAAUGUGAAGACUCUCCUUGCACCAACUGGAGUUAAGUGGCAAUCUGUGAGCACAGAGACACCUGAAAGUGAAGUCAGAGCUUUUCAGAAUUUUAGUUUAAGACUUUAUGCAAUAAAGUUCAACAAGAAACUUGUAUUCUAUACGGAGGAGCUACAGUUCUAGAAAGCUCAACAUUGUUAUAAACCCCAAAUGGUAUCUCAUCUUUAAGGUACAUUACAUAUGUAACUGUCACCUUGAAUAAGCAUGGCAUAAAAUUAUUAAGGGACUUGAUUGUUGACUCUUGCUGCCCCUAUGAAUGUAAUCUGUGUAACUAAUUCUUCCUUAUCCGUGGAUAAAACUUAAGGCAUUAAAUGUUUAUCCACUCAUAGGUAAGAAAUUGCCCAUUAGUGAUAAAUACAUCUAGCCCAGGCUACUGACCCGUUGCAAGAAGCCUUAAACUUUAGUGCAGACCCCUUUAGCGGUCGGGCGAAUGCCUGGACAUCUCAGAAUCAGGCUCUGAGAAUAUCGCAGCAAAUAAAAUACUUAGGAUUGCAAAGGAAAUGAAUUGUGUCAAAAUAAAAUAAAAAUUUUAAAAGUA
Felis catus (domestic cat) is the source of this 2500-nucleotide messenger RNA. It is a transcript of the gene NR0B1, whose product is annotated as nuclear receptor subfamily 0 group B member 1. The record is from RefSeq and is a predicted model, not a curated record. The coding region runs from base 36 to 1451 and encodes 471 amino acids. Gene Ontology annotation, cellular component: nucleus; cytoplasm. Gene Ontology annotation, biological process: negative regulation of transcription by RNA polymerase II. NCBI's taxonomy places the organism in Eukaryota, Metazoa, Chordata, Mammalia, Carnivora, Felidae. Gene Ontology annotation, molecular function: transcription factor binding; transcription corepressor activity. The transcript is spliced from 2 exons.